Oncorhynchus nerka (sockeye salmon) is the source of this 1547-nucleotide messenger RNA. RefSeq names its product synaptosomal-associated protein 23-like. Bases 188 to 829 code for a protein of 213 amino acids. Gene Ontology annotation, molecular function: syntaxin binding; SNAP receptor activity. The record is from RefSeq and is a predicted model, not a curated record. Gene Ontology annotation, cellular component: SNARE complex; plasma membrane. Gene Ontology annotation, biological process: exocytosis; synaptic vesicle priming; synaptic vesicle fusion to presynaptic active zone membrane. Lineage: Eukaryota; Metazoa; Chordata; Actinopteri; Salmoniformes; Salmonidae. The transcript has a single exon.
GAGUAAUACUGUGGUACCUUUAAGGAGUAAUACUGUGGUACCUUUAAGGAAUUUCAAAGGAAUUUCAGAAAUUUCAAAUAUCACGUACAGAUAACCAAAAGGAGGACUUUCUAUUUGAGAAGCUUAGCAGCCUCAGAGUGUAGAGCUUGGUGUGACAGGAGGAGCCUCCAACUUCGACAGUGGUAAAAUGGCGGAUAUGUCAGCGGAAGAGAUCACCAUGAGGGCCAACCAAGUGACCGAUGAGUCCUUGGAGUGCACCAGGCGGAUGCUACAGAUGGCCGAGGAGACCAGGGAGACUGGUGUCAACACCAUCGACAUGCUGGACCAACAGGGAGAGCAACUGAGACGUACAGAGGAGGGUAUGGACCAGAUCAACGAGGACAUGAGGAAGGCUGAGAAGAACCUGACUGACCUGUCCAAGUGCUGUGGCCUCUGUGUCUGCCCCUGUGACAGGGUGACAUCCAUAGAGCAUGAUUCUAAGUACAAGCGUACCUGGGGAACAGGUGAUGGUACAGGAGAGGGAGGGGAUGGCUCGGUGGUGUCCAGGCAACCCUCGGGCAUCCAUAACGGACUAGCCAACCAGCAGCAGCCCAUGGGGGGCUCUGGACCCUACAUCAAGAGGAUUACCAACGAUGCUCGGGAGGAUGAGAUGGAGGAGAACCUGGAUCAGGUGGGCAGCAUCAUAGGGAACCUGAAGAACAUGGCCAGUGACAUGGGCUCUGAGCUAGACAAGCAGAACAAACACAUCGACCGCAUCACAGAAAAGGCGGACAUAAACAAAGCACGUAUCGAUGAAGCCAACCAGCGAGCCAACAAGCUCAUCAAGUAGACCUACCUACCUGCUCCCGAUUUCAAAUCAUCCACCUUGAAUCUCUGCCUCAGCUUCCAUGUACAUCAACACUCCUCGCUCUCUCUCUGAGAACAAAGUAAAUCAACCAGGAUGAACCAACACCUACCACACGUGCCUUUUCUGUAAAUAUGCUCACACAACACUCUCUUCUACCUUUUUAGGACUAGUUCAAAGUUCCUUGCCUGGGUCCCAUCCCAAAUAUGUGACACAGUGAAUCACUUUUCAGGCGUUGUGAGAUCUGUGCCCAUAUUCAGAAAGCCUCUGAAUAGGAAUGCUGAUGUAAGAUGGUUUAUAUAUAUAUAUUCAUUCAGGCCCUGAUAGGCAGUGGAGGCUGCUGAGAGGAGGACGGCUCGUAGUAAUGGGAUAGUAUCAAACACAUGGUUUCAAUGUGCUUGAUGCCAUUCCAUCCACUCAUUCCAGCCAUUAUUUUUGAGCUGUCCUCCCCUAAUAUGUGCAGUGUGGCUGCCGAAAAUAUGACCUGGAACAUCAGAUUCUCACCGUCUGUUGCCCCCUGGUGGUCAUGGGGUGUCACAGCAGCUGUAUAUGCAGGGAAGUUAUAAGACAACAGCUCUUCAUAUCGUGUCAUUUGGCUCUUGUAACUACUGUUAUUGUUUGAAAUGUGCAUAUUUAAUUAUUCUUAUGAAGUAGAAAUGACUUGUGAAUAAAGUUAGGACCUAUACCCUUUGAAUUGAAAUAA